Messenger RNA from Strongylocentrotus purpuratus (purple sea urchin), 501 nucleotides. Its product is annotated as peroxisomal (S)-2-hydroxy-acid oxidase GLO5-like. The record is from RefSeq and is a predicted model, not a curated record. NCBI's taxonomy places the organism in Eukaryota, Metazoa, Echinodermata, Echinoidea, Camarodonta, Strongylocentrotidae. The transcript has 4 exons. The coding region runs from base 1 to 501 and encodes 166 amino acids. Gene Ontology annotation, molecular function: oxidoreductase activity.
AUGGAGCUGUAUACAGUGCUCGACUAUGAGCGACUCGCCAAAGAGAAACUGGUUAAAGAUGCAUGGGAGUAUUUCAACUACGGAAUGGGACGAAAAUGGUGCUUUCAGGAUAGCAUCGAGGCAUUUUCGAGAUAUCGAAUAAGAAGCCGGGUGCUUCAGGAUGUUUCUAAGCGUAGCCUAGCCACAGCAGUUCUUGGUCAGUCCAUUCCAUAUCCAAUCUGUAUUUCACCUACAGCCUGUCACUUCUUUGCUCAUCCUGACGGCGAAGAGGCAACGGCAAAAGCUGCAGAAGCUGCAGGAGCCUUGAUGGUACUCUCUUGCGAUGCAGGCUCUUCCAUGGAAGACGUGACCAUGGCAGCACCAGGAGGUCUCCGAUGGAUGGGCAUCUAUCCCUUUACAGAUCGCCAGCUCACAGAAUACACCAUCCGCAAAGCAGAGAAACUGGGAUUCAAGGCACUUGUUACAGAUAACUUUGGAACCAUUCCAAUGGAAUGCCUCUAA